AUGGACAGCACCGAACCUUCUGAUGCUGAGAGUGCUGCGGAAUCAGACGAUCCAGAUUCCCAUCGGGAUGCCUCAGCUUGGACCACUUCACCAUUUCACAAUGGAGAUCGUGGCAUCCAGUCACCAGAUAGGAAGCGUCCACGAACUACGCGUCCUAUGGCUGAUUUAAAAGUGCCAAGCUCAUCCGGAUUCGUUUGUCGACGUUCCGGUUCAGCCGGUGUCGGAAGUCUCCUCGUGUUCCGAUUACACGCGGCGCUGUCAGAUGAUGGGAAAGCCUUGGUUCACUUGUUGACCAGCUGUUUAGCUGAUUUGCCCAGUCGCACGUCCAGUCCUCUGUGCACUCCGAUUCAUCCAACCGCACCGAACCCAUUGGGAUCGAACUUUGGCGAAGCCGCGUCAAACGAGACUCUAAAACGACGUUGGCGUGGACCAACGCAGGUGGAAAAUUCGCUCAAACUGUCGCAAUCGAAACAGAGUAGUACUUCUAGUAAUAGUAGUAAGCGAAGCAAAUCAAAACAAUUCGUUUUUUUUCAAUAG
Messenger RNA from Echinostoma caproni, 537 nucleotides. The record is from the annotation of a GenBank genome assembly. Lineage: Eukaryota; Metazoa; Platyhelminthes; Trematoda; Plagiorchiida; Echinostomatidae.